GUUCUACAAAUGAAGAGUCCAGCCAAAGGACUUUUUGUGUUUUUCCCCGAACGGAUUUCACCCUAAUUAUUAUCUGGCGUUGACGGAUAACACACGGCCAUUUUUCGUAGAGGCCCGUGUUCAGAAGUGUUUGAAUUGUUGAAUUUGGUUCCUCCAAAGAAAAGGAUUGUUGAAUUUGGAAAACUUAUCCAAUUUGGAAAACUUUCCAUCACCCACCACCACCAGAAAAAAGAAAAAAGAAGAAAAAAAACAAAGGGAGCGUUCUGUCAUGCACUGAUCACUACUAAGCUUGUUACCAGUUCUCCACAUGGAAGUCGAGCAAACGCCUAAUUUUGAUAGAUUACAGCAGCUCAAAGCCUUUGAUGAGUCACAAGCAGGAGUUAAAGGUCUAGCGGACGCCGGAAUUUCAAGAAUUCCAAGCAUUUUUGUCCGGCCGGCAGAUGAGCUCGCCCGAGACUACCCAGUAUCGGAUACCAAUUUGCAAAUUCCGGUGGUGGACCUCGCUGGCCGGAGGGAGGAGGUGGUUGAGAAGCUGAAGACGGCUGCCAGGUCCAUGGGAUUUUUCCACGUGGUGAACCAUGGAGUUCCCGCGCGGGUGUUGGGGGAAAUGCUGAGUAGGGCGCGCGACUUUCAUGAGCUGCCGCAUGAAGAGAAGCGCGUGUAUUACACGCGCCAGACAAGUAAGAAGGUCCAGUACACCAGUAAUUUUGAUUUGUACAAGUCUAGGUCUGCCAACUGGAGGGAUACUCUGUUCUGUGUUAUGGGACCUGAGCCCCUUGAUCCUCUUGAGUUGCCUGAGGUCUGCAGAGACAUAAUCAUGGAGUACACUGAGCAAAUGAGAAAACUUGGGACUGCUCUAUUUGAAUUAUUGUCCGAGGCACUUGGGCUCAAAAGUGAUCAUCUCAUGGGCAUAGAUUGUGCAGAGGGGCAGGCAGUCUUGUCUCACUAUUACCCAGCUUGUCCUGAGCCUGAACUUACUAUGGGCACUAGCAAACAUUCUGACCCUGAUUUUCUUACAAUUCUUCUUCAAGAUCAUAUUGGAGGACUUCAGGUACUUCACCAAAACCACUGGGUGAAUGUUCCUCCUGUAGCAGGAGCUUUAGUUGUGAAUGUUGGUGAUCUCUUGCAGCUUAUUUCCAAUGAUCAGUUUAUAAGCGUAGAGCAUCGAGUUCGAGCAAACCACGUCGGGCCAAGAGUAUCCAUAGCAUGCUUUUUCAAGCCACAUCUUUACCCAUCAACACGGUUGUAUGGACCGAUGAAGGAAUUAUUGUCAGAAGAUAAUCCUCCAGUUUACAGAGAGACAACAAUGCAAGAAUUCGUUGCCUACUAUAAUUCAAAGGGACUGGACGGUGUUCCUGCUUUGCUGCAUUUCAAGUUGGAAAGAACAUGAUGAAAAUUGUACUAAUUAUACUGAUCGAAGUUGUCAAAAAAGGGUUUUCUCUGCUUUCAAGUAGUAAUAACAAGGGGUAAAUGAAAUUCCAUGUUAUGCUUUUUUGUACUGUCUUGAUGAUAGUUUGCAUUUUACCCCAUUUAUUCUGUAAUUUAUGUAUCAGAUGUUACAUCCCUGUAAUUCUCGAAUAUAAGAAGUUCUUUAGCUUUCCUUGUACCAA
Messenger RNA from Coffea eugenioides, 1610 nucleotides. RefSeq names its product 1-aminocyclopropane-1-carboxylate oxidase homolog 1-like. The record is from RefSeq and is a predicted model, not a curated record. Bases 308 to 1390 code for a protein of 360 amino acids. Lineage: Eukaryota; Viridiplantae; Streptophyta; Magnoliopsida; Gentianales; Rubiaceae. The transcript is spliced from 3 exons.